Lecanosticta acicola is the source of this 2124-nucleotide messenger RNA. The record is from the annotation of a GenBank genome assembly. Lineage: Eukaryota; Fungi; Ascomycota; Dothideomycetes; Mycosphaerellales; Mycosphaerellaceae.
AUGGCUACCCUGCGCUCCUCCACCAGGGCUACGCCGAGGAGGAAGUAUACCGAUGAUCCCUUCGAGGGGAUUGAUGCUCUGCUGUCCGACUCCGAGUCUUCUUCGGGGAGUGAGACUCAAGUCGAGGGCGAGCAGGACGACGAUGGAGACGAUGAAGUCGGGGACUCGUCCGAUGACAUUGGCGAGAUCAUCCCUAAUGAAUCAGACGACGGAGACAGCAACGUGGGAGAUGACUUGGACGCGGACACAGCAAUAGUCGAUGCUGGUGGUAUUUCGUCGUCAAAACGUGUGAGGCGGAGAAGAAAGCCCGGCCUCUCUAGAUUGAUCCCGCCAGAAGUCGUGGCCGAUGUCGAGCUUGUGUAUACCCGCGGAUUGCCUGAUUCUCUCAGACCUGCCUGGAAGAAGGAGACCCAACGGAUGUACUCCCACGGACCCACCAAAGAGGACUAUGGCCCAGUAUACAAAGCAUAUGAGCGGUGGGAGAAUGACCAUGGUCUUCCCAGUCGGAACCCAAAGCAUGGGGCUGGAGGAUUUGCCUACUCGGAUGCAUAUGAAAAAGAGAUCAAGAAUUCCGACGAGGACUGGAAGUGGUACGCCGAAGGAGGCGGCAGAGAAGCCUUCUCACAGCGACAAUACUAUGUUUCUCUAUCAGCUCAGGACGCCGACGACUAUCUUCCGGUCGAUGGCUCUGGAGAGCGCUGCUUCGUCAUGGGCGCCCCUGGACGUUACAAGUUUCACACCUUGAAGCCUCGACAGUGUGUGGCGCUUGCAGACUCCGAGAGCGAGGCACAGGCGGAGCAAUCGACUGUUAGGAACGGCUUUGUGCUCAAUCUCGGCGCACGAGUCAAAUUUCUUGACUGGGUUCCGAACCAAUCUGGAGAGAAGCAAUAUCUUGCCGUGGCGACUAUGCCGUUGGACCACCGUGCGCCCGCCUUCAUGCCGCAGCCUUCACAGAAGUCAAGCAUCCUACUCUACCAGCUGGACAAGACUUUCAGUAAUUCCAUCGACCAUCAAUUUCCUCCACGACUUGUUAGGGCGCUGUGCAUCGACUUUGGCGACAUCAAGGCUCUUAAAUGGUGUCCAGUCCCUUCCAAUAUCUCGACAGGGCUCGGUCUACUGGCCUUCAUUUCCGGCGAUGGGGCUCUUCGUAUCAUCGACGUGGAGCGCCUUGACGAUACCACCGUGGUACCCAGCCACAGUUUUCUGCCACAAUUUGCUUUUCAAGCAAAGCCGCCUGACACAGUCUGCACAUCGUUGACAUGGAUCAACUCAGGGCGAAUUGCUGCAGGAUGCGCGAACGGCUUUGUAGCAGUAUGGGAUAUAGCUGCCGUAAUGAAGGCUCCUCCUGCGACAAAUGCGAGACCCACCGUCUACACCUGUAUCAGCAGCACGUACAUUACCGAUGUUACCUCAUGCUGGCCUUCCUAUCCGAAUUUGUUGAUAACAUCUUCAAUGGACGGAUAUCUGAGCCUCACGGACCUCUCGAAACCUUUUCCGUCUUCACCAGCGAAUACAGCCCGCACCGAUCAAUUCCGCGUCUCCCAACCACCACACUCCGUCUGGCAUGACUUUGGUCAUCUCGCACUACUUCGCGAUGAGAAUACGAUGGUUAAAGCUCAUUCGUCAAGGCGACUCUUCGACCCAUUCACCACGAACAAGAUCCCCUCCAGUAAUAUGGCUCUUGCUGCAAGUCCAUGCCACCCUUUUGUGCUCUUUGGUGGCACCAACGGCGACGUCGUGAGCUGUAAUCCUCUUCAGCGACUCAUCGGGGGCGCUAAAGUCAACGUCACGCAGCAGACUUGGAUCCAGCAUGAGUGGAGACGACCUAGCGGAGAAGAAAGAGAGGCCGCACAGAACGACCCUGCUGCUACCGAAGAUGGGAUCCGGAAACAAGCCAUCGGACGGUGCGGACUCGCGAGGAUUGUGGAUGGGUGGAAUCUGACGGUUUACAAUCAUUCGAAUUUCUAUGGACCCGCGGCUAAUAAGGGGAAUUUGAACGGUGUUGUCUUUGAGAAGGAAACUGCGGCCACGGCGCUGGCUUGGAAUCCUAAUGUACAUGUGGGAGGUUGGGCGGCGGCUGGUUUCGGGGACGGGUUGCUUCGGAUUGAGGAUCUGGGGGUCUGA